AAUGUUUCUUACGUUUUAAUAGACUGCAUAUAAUUCAACAAGAAGAAUGAAUAUCGAGAAAAACUAUAAAAAAUCAGAUCCUCGACUGCAUGCCAAUCUUCUGAGUAAAGUAUUUUUCUGUUGGAUAGUUCCUAUAUUUUCUUACGGACGCCGAAACGAUUUGACACCACAAGAUUUGCCGGACGUCUUCCCAAGAGAUGCCAGUGAAUCUCUCGGUGACCAAUUGGAAAGUAAUUGGAGAAAAGAAGUCACGAGAGCCUCGAAAUGUCGGACGAAGCCUAGUUUCCAGAGAGCCAUCAUCGCCACUUUUGGAUGGUCUUUUUCACAACUGGGGAUCGUUACGUUCUUGUUGCUUGUUGUUAUAAAGCCGUCACAGAUAAUAUCCUUGGGUCUUUUAAUCGGGCACUUUGCUCCAAAUGCCUCGUCAUCCCCGAGCGACGCGUAUUGUUACGCUACCAUUGUUGUCGUGGCCACAAUUUUGGAUUCUUCGAUAUUUUGCCACACGCUGUACCAAGCCCGUCAAUUGGGCAUGCGACUGAGAAUAGCAGCGUCCUCUUUGAUAUACAGAAAAAUGAUACGGUUGUCUUGUGCAUCGGCAAACGAGGCUUCGGGAGGAUUAGUCAUAAAUUUAUUGUCAAACGACGUAGCGAGGUUCGAAUUGGUUUUGAAUUUCCUCCAUUACGUGUGGGUGACGCCGAUUCAAAUUUUAGUCAUCGCUUACUUCAUGUGGUGUAAAAUGGGAUUGACGUCUUUGAUUGGGUUGCUGGCCAUCAUUUUACAAACGAUUCCAAUACAAGUAUACAUUGGCAAACUCGUGCAUGCCUUGCGCAAAAAGUUAACGGAAAAAAUCGACCGAAGAGUUUUGCUGAUCAAUGAAAUCAUCAAUGGGAUUCGAGUUGUCAAAAUGUACACUUGGGAGCCGUUUUUCGAAAAACUUUCAUACCUUGCAAGAAGGAGCGAAAUCGAUGUCUUGGUUGUCGUAAAUCAUCUAAAGGGCGCGGCUAGUGCAUCUUUCUUCUACAUCAAUCGAACAAGUCUAUUCAUCACCAUAUUGGUUUAUGCCCUGCAAGACGUCCCCUUAUCUGCUGACAAAAUUUUCAUGCUGUUUCAAUUUUAUUCUACGAUGCAGCACACAAAAGCCAUUGCACUGCUCCAAGGCGUACACAGUUACGCCGAAACUACCGUUUCGGUCAACCGUAUCCGGAGGUUCUUGCUGACCGAUGAAGUACCACCAAAAAACAAUUCUUUGAAUGAAAAUAACAGCGGUACCAUCAGCGUUUCGCUGAGAACAGUCGAUGCAUCCUGGACGGAGGACCCCCCGUUGGACGUUUUGAGUGGCAUUGAUUUCGACAUCCCGAGUACAUCGAUUUUCGCGAUUACGGGAUCUGUCGGCGCGGGAAAGAGCUCACUUUUUAAAUUAAUCCUAGGAGAGCUGCAACCUAGAAAUGGCAAAGUUUCGGUUUGUGGAAGUUUAUCGUACUCCAGUCAAGAUCCGUGGCUCUUCGCCGCAUCCGUCAAGGAUAACAUCCUCUUUGGCGAGUCUUACGACAAAGUCAAGUACAAUCGGGUUAUUCAAGCUUGUUGUUUGGCUGAGGAUUUGAAACAGUUGUCGCAUGGCGAUAGUACCAUAGUUGGCGACAAAGGCUCCUCCUUGAGCGGCGGACAAUGUGCCAGGGUCAACUUAGCCAGAGCUGUUUACCGGGACGCCGACAUUUAUCUCCUAGACGAUCCGUUCUCGGCGUUAGACGCUCGUGUCAAUAAACUCCUGUUCGAAGAUUGCAUUGGAGGAUACUUGAAAGAUAAAACCCGUGUCAUAGUGACUUAUCAAGUGCAGUUUUUGGAAAAAGCAGACUCCAUCAUUUACUUGGAUAAGGGCAAAGUAGUAUUUCGAGGUGAUUUCAAGAGUUUCCAAAGAUUUAGUAACGAUGUCGAGGCUACGCUUAAAAGGGAUUCAUUGGAAAAAUCUUCGGUAGACGAAGAAACUGUCAUCAACGAUGCAGACGCAUCGGACGAUAUUAUUUUUCAAUCUGAAGAAAACGAGGAAUCCAGUGCGGCUGAGGAGCUUUUGGCCAAAGGGAAAAUGAAAAAAACCGUGUAUUGGAAAUAUUUCAAGGCUUGUGGUUCUUAUACUUUGCUUUUGUCGACGCUUGUUUGCUUCGUAUUGGCUCAAGUGCUCAUCAGUGGGAGUGAUUAUUGGCUAGCUUAUUGGACUGAAAAAAAGGAAACGAUGAAUUAUGUGACGGAUUUACAAAAUAAAAAUUACUCUCACACGAAAAGAUCAUGGGAUGAGAAUGAUUCAACAGUAAUACCAUCGACAGUAGGGUUUUCAAAAAAUUAUGGUCUUCACUUGUACGGGAUCCUGAUUUUCGGGACUAUAAUAAUGUCGACCACAAGAAAUAUCUUAUUGUUUAAAAUUUGCAGUAAUUCCAGCUUUAACAUUCACAAUCGAAUGAUUACCAAUGUGCUCAAAGCACCGAUGAGCUUUUUCGAUAAAAAUCCCUCAGGUCGAAUCCUCAAUCGUUUUUCAAAAGACUUGGGAUCAGCAGAUGAAGUCCUUGCGCAAUCGAUGAUCGAAUGUUUGCAAAGGUGUUUUCUCGUGGCUGGUAUACUAGUACAAAUACUGAUCAUCAACCUGUGGAUGGUUUUUCCAAUGAGCGUUAUGCUGUUCUUACAGCUGAAAAUGAAAAAUGUUUACCUCGCGACUGCUCAGAAAGUCAAAAGAUUGGAAGGCAAUGCAAAAAGUCCGCUUCUCUCGUUGGCCAAUUCAUCGCUGUCGGGCCUUUUGACAAUCAGAUCGUGUAGAGCAGAAAAAAUAGUGUGCAAGCAAUUCGACAACCAACAAGACAAUCACACCCCGUCGUACUCUCUGGUGAUAUCCACCCUAACGUCUUUCGGGUACUGGGUUGAUUUGAUAUCGAUAUGCUUCGUCUCUAUAGUAACGUACAGUUUCAUCGUUUUCGACAAAGAGGACACAUCGGACGAGAAAGUUGGACUGGCAAUCACGCAGAUAUUGGGUAUCUGCGAUACGUUGCAGUACGGCAUGAAACUCGCCGGCGAAGUCGUAUCGAACAUGAUAAGCGUCGAAAGGCUCUUUCAAUUCACAAAGUUGGAACAAGAGGGGCCCGUGGAAAAUGAACCGGGAAAUGAGCCACCCAAUGAUUGGCCGUCAAAAGGAGAUAUCGUGUUUGACCAUUUGUAUCUCCGGUACGCCGACGAUGUGGAGCCCACUUUGAAAAAUCUCAAUUUGAAAGUACGCUCUGGUACAAAGGUGGGAGUAGUUGGCCGUACAGGUGCGGGUAAGUCAUCGUUGAUUUCGGCUCUUUUCCAUCUCGCCAAAGUGGAAGGUAAACUACGUGUCGACAACGUGGAUGUAACUAAAAUAAGCCUCCGCGCUUUGCGUGGGAGUAUAAGCGUCAUUCCGCAAGAGCCGUUUUUGUUUUCCAUUUCGCUGAGGGAUAAUCUCGACCCUCUUCGAAAAACCGACGACGCCACGAUUUGGGCGGCCUUGCAAGAGGUCAAUUUGAAAACGAUAUUUGCGUCGCUCGAUCAAUUUGUCAAUCAGAAAAAUCUCAGUACCGGCGAGCGGCAGUUGCUUUGCCUGGCCCGGGCCAUUUUGAAAAGAAGCAAAGUACUCGUACUUGACGAAGCUACUGCUAAUAUCGAUCCCGACACCGACGCGCUCAUACAAAAGGUCAUCAGAAGAAACUUUAAAGAUCGUACAGUUUUAACAAUCGCACACAGACUCAACACGAUCAUGGAUAGCGACAAGGUACUUGUGAUGGAUCAAGGCGAGGCUAUUGAAUUCGAUCACCCUCAUGUUUUGCUACAGAAAAGUGAUACUUACUUCGCAAAAAUGCUGUCUCAGUUGGACAGUGAAACUUGUAAACACUUGAAAAGCAUUGCUUAUAAGGCUUAUAGAACGUUAGAAAUGGUGAAGCGAAAAAAUUGA
This is a messenger RNA of Copidosoma floridanum, 3949 nucleotides long. RefSeq names its product ATP-binding cassette sub-family C member 4-like. NCBI's taxonomy places the organism in Eukaryota, Metazoa, Arthropoda, Insecta, Hymenoptera, Encyrtidae. The record is from RefSeq and is a predicted model, not a curated record. Gene Ontology annotation, molecular function: ATP binding; ATP hydrolysis activity; ABC-type transporter activity. Gene Ontology annotation, cellular component: membrane. Gene Ontology annotation, biological process: transmembrane transport.